This is a messenger RNA of Coffea eugenioides, 2233 nucleotides long. Its product is annotated as probable LRR receptor-like serine/threonine-protein kinase At1g53430. The record is from RefSeq and is a predicted model, not a curated record. Gene Ontology annotation, molecular function: protein binding. The coding region runs from base 35 to 2050 and encodes 671 amino acids. Lineage: Eukaryota; Viridiplantae; Streptophyta; Magnoliopsida; Gentianales; Rubiaceae. The transcript has 22 exons.
AAAAAUAAAAAUAAAAAAAGUGAUAGAGAAAAACAUGCUCAAGGUUUUAGCUUAUUUCUUGCUGUUUUUGGCACUGAACGGUCAAACAAGUUUGGGACAAGUGAUGACUGGUGCUCCUGCUGCUGCUCCCUCCCCUCAGCCUCCGUUUUUGCCACCUCCACCAAAGCCAACAAAGCCAAAGCUUCCCAAAGAAGAGGUGGAUGCUGUCAACAGUCUGCUUCAACUUUUGAGUCCAUACUCGCCUUUGGGGCCUGCCUACUUCUCCGAAUUGAGUUGUCAUUAUAUAAAGUUUAGUCCUGUGCUUACAUGCAAUUGCACGUUGGACGACAAAACUUGCAGAGUGGUUGCGAUUUAUCUCUCAGGUCAGGAUUUAACAGGGUCUAUACCACCAGAAAUUGGAAACCUAUCUCAUUUGGAAUCACUAUACUUGAGGUCAAAUAGUCUUAUGGGCUCAAUUCCCAACACUUUUGUGAAGUUGUCUCAGCUUUCGAUACUCAACUUAUGUGAUAACAAGUUGGGAGGACCGCUGCCGAAGUUCCUUCCUGAACUGAAGUCAUUACGAAGCUUAUAUUUGUGCAAUAAUUUGUUUAAUGAAUCAAUUCCACCGGAAAUCGGAGGUUGUCCAAAGCUUGAAUUCCUGGUUUUAUCUAAUAAUUCUUUGUCGGGGAAAUUGCCAGAUGAGUUGGGGCAUGUUUCAACACUUCGAGGACUGUAUUUGGCUGAAAAUCAAUUUGGGGGUCGGCUUCCUGAAUCACUGGGAAGCCUAGCUCUUCUUGAAGAGAUGUAUGUGAUGAACAAUCUUUUUGAUGAUCAGUUGCCUCAAAGCUUUCAGAAGUUGACAAAGUUGAAGGCUUUCAAUAUUCGAGGAAAUGCUUUCAACAAGAGCAUCCCCCCAUAUAUUUUCGAGUGGCACAAACUUCAAAGAUUGUCACUGAUGGGAAACAAUUUUGAAGGGCAUUUACCAAAUAAAAUCUUAGGAUUGCCAAGGCUGACUUACCUGGCCAUAAAUAACUUACCUGGACGAGAGACAGAUGUUUUGUUUCCUGAUAUUCACAAUAUUGUGCAUCUGAAAUCCUUGACAUUGAGGAAAUGUUCACUCACUGGUCCAAUUCCUGAUUAUAUCUGGCGGUUCACAAACCUGUCUUACCUGGACUUGAGUUUCAAUAAUUUGACGGGGAUAAUUCCGCCAGACUUGAACCAGUCCCCGCUACAGUUCGUCUUUCUUAGAAGUAACAACCUCAAUGGGACAGUACCUGGAUGGCUGACGAGUUUGAGUAACUCUGGCUCAUAUGUGGAUGUUUCUGAAAAUUCUUUUACAAAUGUGACCUUGAGUAACGACUAUAUAGCUUCAAAUCUGAACUUGUUCGAAUACCGCUCUCAAUAUAGUGAUACGAGAUCGAAAUGGCAACAAGCUGGCUACCACUGUGACAAUGACACACAAAUUUAUGAUCAUUUGUACAUUAAUUGUGGGGGAAAUGCAACAUCAGUAGAUGGGCGUGAUUAUGAAGCUGAUACGCAAUCAUAUGGUGGAUCAACUUUCUUUCUGAGUACAAAUAAGACUUGGGCUUAUAGUAGUAUGGGAAAGUUCCUGGAUACAGAUGAAGAUGAAUUCAUUCUAGAUAAAACAUGCAAUAUAUCCAACACUGAUGUAUCUUUGUACUCAAAUGCGCGCAUAGCUCCAAUAUCGUUGAAAUAUUAUGGAUUUUGUUUGAAAAAUGACAACUAUACGGUUAAACUUCACUUUGCUGAAAUAGGAUGGGAUACAAGUGGAUCUUCUACAAUCAGGAAGAGGGUUUUUGAUGUGGAUGUUCAGGGCGGCCAGUAUUACCAGAGAGAUUUUGAUAUACAAAAAUUGAAAAGAGAUUUCAUGGAGUGCAAUGUAUCUGUAACUGACUCAAGACUGGAGAUUCAUUUAUAUUGGACUGGGAAAGGUUCAACUUACACCCCAACAAAAUACUAUGGUCCCUUAAUAUCAGCUAUUUCCUGUAUCCUGUUCCUAGGGAACCAGAAAGGAACAACAAAAUUCCUCCCGCUGUUAUUGCCGGGAUAGUUGGAGCUGCGCUGGUUUUUGGCAUAUUAAUCUUGGCCCUAUCCUGGGCAUUAGUCAGGAUUCGUCAUAGAAAGCUCAAAGGCUUGGAGCUACAUCCCGGAGUGGUCUUCGACUACAAAAAAUUAAAGGCUGCCACCAAUGGUUUUGCUCCUGAUAACAAGAUAGAUGGAGUCGGAAAUGUCU